CAUGGCCUAUAAACCAUCCUUCUGCACUGAACCACAUAAAAAGAUUGAUGAUGAAGAAUAUGGUUUUUCUCCUUCUUCUUUCAGUUGUAACACUUCAAGUAGCUGAUGCUCAAACAUGCAAGCCUAGUGGCAAGAUUAAGGGCAAGAAGCCUCCACCAGGACUGUGCAAAAUAGGAUAUGGGUCAGACUGUUGUGUCCAAGGGAAGCUAUACACGACAUACACAUGCUCACCUCCGGUGUCCAGCCACACAAAGGCGACCUUAACAAUCAAUAGUUUUGAGAAGGGUGGUGAUGGAGGCGGUCCAUCGGAGUGUGAUGGGAAGUACCACUCUGACAAUACUCCAGUGGUGGCACUGUCAACAGGGUGGUUCAAUCACCAGAAGAGAUGCAUGAAUUUUAUCAAUGUACAUGGUAAUGGAAAAAGUGUGAGAGCAAUGGUGGUGGAUGAGUGUGAUUCGACAAGGGGGUGUGACAAUGAUCAUGACUAUCAGCCACCUUGCCCUCAUAACAUCGUGGACGCCUCCAAAGCUGUCUGGAAGGCCUUGGGAGUGCCCGAAAAAGAUUGGGGAGAAAUGCAGAUUACAUGGUCUGAUACAUGCAAGCCUAGUGGCAAGAUUAAGGGCAGAAAACCGCCUCCAGGGCAAUGCAACACAGAAAAUGAGUCUGACUGUUGUGUGAAAGGCAAGUUGUACACAACAUACACGUGUUCACCUCCGGUGUCUGGCCAGACCAAGGCGACCUUGACAAUCAAUAGUUUUGAGAAAGGCGGUGAUGGUGGAGGUCCAUCGGAGUGUGAUGGUAAUUACCACUCUGAUGAUACUCCGGUGGUGGCUCUGUCAACAGGGUGGUUUAAUAACAAGAAAAGAUGCAUGAAGUUCAUCAAUGUACAUGCUAAUGGGAAGAGUGUGAAAGCCAUGGUGGUUGAUGAGUGUGAUUCAACAAUGGGGUGUGACAGUGUUCAUGACUAUCAGCCACCUUGUCCUAACAACAUUGUGGAUGCCUCCAAAGCUGUGUGGAAAGCCUUGGGAGUCCCUGAAAGGGACUGGGGAGAAUUGGACAUCAAAUGGUCUGAUGCAUAAUUAACUGGUCAAUCAACAAGUAACCAAGUUAAAAUACAAAAAUAAAACUUAUGGUAUAUGUUCAUGUUUGGCCGGGUGCAUCAAUAUGGCAAAUAAGACUAGUAUCUUCUGCUUUACUGUUAAUUUGUAAUGAAGAUACACAAAGGUGGCAGAUGUGUCUUUGAUAAUUGCCUGGUUAUAGUUUGUAAUGACGGAACGGAAUCUGUCAAUUAUCUUUUGCUGAUACAAAAUUAAUCUGGCUUUA
This is a messenger RNA of Daucus carota subsp. sativus, 1323 nucleotides long. RefSeq lists its product as uncharacterized. Bases 48 to 1079 code for a protein of 343 amino acids. Lineage: Eukaryota; Viridiplantae; Streptophyta; Magnoliopsida; Apiales; Apiaceae. The record is from RefSeq and is a predicted model, not a curated record. The transcript has 2 exons.